AUAUGGCUAUCCUAUUGCACACGAUACAAGAGAAGAAGAGAAAUAUUUUCUUCCGUCUUAUGCUUACCAGUCACUGCUCUGGUGCAGAGUCGCAGCAUCCGCAGUUUGUUAAGGGGAGAAAGACACAACUAGAAAGGAGUAAUCAUGCCGAUGUUCACGGUGAACACCAACGUACCUAAAAGCGAUGUACCGGCGGCUAUGCUGUCCGAGGCCACUGAGGAGCUGGCCAAAGCUAUGGGCAAACCUGCACAGUACAUCGCUGUGCAUAUCAACCCUGACCAAAUGAUGAUGUUUGGAGGAAAGGGAGACCCCUGCGCACUCUGCUCCCUCCACAGUAUUGGCAAGAUCAGUGGUGCUCACAACAAGCAAUACUCUAAACUCCUGUGUGGACUGCUCAACAAACACCUGGGCAUCUCUCCUGACAGGAUUUACAUUAACUUUGUAGACAUGGAUGCAGCCAAUGUGGCCUGGAACAACACUACCUUUGGCUGAGAUGGAGGUCAACACAAUGAAAUAGAAGAUCAUUCCAGUAUUGUCCUAUAUGUACGAACAUAGUUCAAACUGAAAAAAAUCAAGAGGCAAAGACACCUGGUAAUUCAAUGGCCAAUAUUCUGUAUGACUCUUAAAAGCACUUAGCUGGACCCUUUAGAUUUGCACUGAUCCCUUUUCCAGUAUAAUGCUAUAAAACAAACCCUGCAGACCAUACUAUAAUCUCUGUUUUCCUUGGUUUUCUGACUGACAAAGACACACUACAUUUCACAAGCUCCGUUUAAAAAAAAA
This is a messenger RNA of Sander lucioperca (pikeperch), 780 nucleotides long. RefSeq names its product macrophage migration inhibitory factor (gene mif). Gene Ontology annotation, molecular function: phenylpyruvate tautomerase activity; cytokine activity. The transcript is spliced from 3 exons. The coding region runs from base 145 to 492 and encodes 115 amino acids. The record is from RefSeq and is a predicted model, not a curated record. NCBI's taxonomy places the organism in Eukaryota, Metazoa, Chordata, Actinopteri, Perciformes, Percidae.